Molecule: messenger RNA, 2522 nt
Organism: Myotis davidii
Lineage: Eukaryota; Metazoa; Chordata; Mammalia; Chiroptera; Vespertilionidae
Gene: GASK1A
Product: family with sequence similarity 198 member A
Exons: 5
Coding region: 274-1968 (564 amino acids)
Cellular component (GO): Golgi apparatus
Source: RefSeq, a predicted model, not a curated record
CGGGGAGGCUCGAGGCUGCGGGAGGGCUCCCGCGGAUCCCACGUGCAUUUGCCCAGACCUCCUCUGUCAACUCCACCCGCAAGCAUCCCAGCGCACAUCGCACACCCAGGAGUUGUCCAGGGGCCACUUGGCUGCUGGGAAGCUGUGGACCUUUGGUCCUGGAAACCCACAUCCAGGGAAGCCUGGCACGCCACUGCCGGGGCGGCCGGGGUGGCAGGAUGAGCUGGUGAGCCGACUGAGCACCGAGGAGUGGGUCCAGCCAUCGUGGGGGACAUGGCACCUUGGGUCCGGAGGAAGCUGCGGGGCAAGAGGCGGCUGGUCAUGGCCUCCUGCCUCCUGAUGACGCUGUCUGUGCUGGCUGUCACCCGUUUCCCCGCUCAGCCUCAGGCCACCAUGGAGCCCCAGAGCGUCACCGGCACCCCUGGCCCCCACGCCCCGCAGGCGCUGAGCUCUCGCUGGAGGCAGUGGACAAGGAACCUGCGAUUCUGGAGAGGCUGGGCCCUGCCCACGAGCCCCGUCCCGGUGUGUGCUGAGGGGCAAGGCCACCGAGGGCGAGUGGACAGCAGCAGGUCCCCAGGAGGGGACAGCGGGCAUGUCCGGAGGGUCAAGAGGGAACUUGCUUUGGCAUCUCUCGGAGAUUUGAGACUCAGGACCCCGCGUCUUGUGCCCCUGAGGGAGGAUGAGGUCAGGAGUCCAGGAGUCAAAGACCUGCGACCCCCUUGGGAAGACGGUCCCAUCCGGGAGGCACAGAGUGACACAAGCGCCCUGGUCAGCCCCAUCACAGGGCACCAGAGAGCGGCUGCUGGACCGACCCUGCGGCCCCAUCCAGGGAGAGGCAGGGAUCUGCCAGAAGCUGGGAGCAGAGCCUUGACUGGUGGGCAGCAAGCAGGGAAUCCCAGCCCAGCCACGGGGACUCGUCGGUGGCCUGGCUCCGUCGGGGAGCUGCAGGGAUCCAUGUGGUGUGCCCCCGAGCCCCCUGGGCUGUUGACCGGCUCAGGGACCGACGGCCUGGUGCCCCCAUGGUUCACAGAACAUGACGUGCAGAUCCUCCGGCUGUUGGCCCAGGGGCAGGUGGUGGGCAAAGCCAGGGUCCCCGGCCACGGGCAGGUGCUGCAGGUCGGCUUCUCUGCUGAGGGUGCCCUUCCGGACGCGUCUCCUGGGCUCAGCGGACUCUGCUCCCAGGGACUCUGCGGCCUGAUCAAGAGGCCCGGGGACCUGUCCGAGGUCCUGUCCUUCCACGUGGACCGCGUGCUGGGGCUGCACCGGAGCCUGCCGGCGGUGGCCCGGCGCUUCCACAGCCCCCUGCUGCCCUACCGCUACACGGACGGUGGCGCCAGGCCCGUCAUCUGGUGGGCACCUGACGUGCAGCACCUGGGUGACCCUGACAACGACCAGAACUCUCUGGCCCUGGGCUGGCUGCAGUACCAGGCCCUGCUGGCACGUGGCUGCAGCGAGCCAGACCAGGCGCCCUGCCUGGGCAUCCACCAUGCUGAGUGGGCACGCCUGGCUCUCUUCGACUUCCUGCUCCAGGUCCAUGACCGCCUGGAUCGCUACUGCUGUGGCUUUGAGCCUGAGCCCUCAGAGCCCUGUGUGGAAGAGGGGCUCCGGGAGAAAUGCACAAACCCGGGCGAGCUGCGGCUGGUCCACAUCCUGGUCCGGAGCAGCGAUCCAUCUCGUCUGGUCUACAUCGAUAACGCCGCCCACCUCCAGCACCCUGAGGACAGGCUGAACUUCCGGCUGCUGGAGGGCAUAGAUGGGUUCCCCGAGUCCGUCGUGAAGGUGCUCCGGUCAGGGUGUCUACAGAAUAUGCUGCUCAAGUCGCUGCAGGUGGACCCGGUGUUCUGGGAAAGCCACGGCGGGCGGCGGGGCCUGCGGCAGGUUCUCCAGACCCUGGAGCGGCGAGGACAGGUCCUUCUGGGACACAUCCGGGAGCACAACCUGACAGUCUUCAGGGACGAGGACCCGUGAACCCCACGCUGCCCGGUGGGGGCUCUCGCCUCGCUGGUGGGGGGCUCACAGCGGGACCUGAUUGGUCGAGCACCUGUGCUGAUGGCCACACGUCCUUGGGCCCGCCCACCUUGAAGACAAAUGGAAAGAGCCAGAGCCAGAAGGGCAGCACGGAUGCCACGGGCCAUGCCACCUGCUUGGAAGCGGUAGGGGUGUUGGGUUUUCAAUCUCACUGCAUUCUCUUCUGCCUGCUCAGCAAUGGUUAUGUACUUCCUUGCACCAAUAAAGACAUUCAAGAAUGUUCUAUGAACUGUUCCAUAUGCUGUCAAAUGAUGCAUCCCACAUGCAUAUGCAGAGCUGGACAAGUGUGUGUCUGUAUGAAUGUAUGAGUGUGUGUAGAUGUGUGUAAGUAUAUGUGGCAUGUGUACAUGUCUGCACACAUAUAUGAGAUAAAAGGUCUUCAUGGAAUUAUACUCAUUGCUUGGAACUGCUUGGGCUGAAAGUCAACUCAGGUCUAAGAAAUGAAACACUAAGCCCUGGCUGGUUUGGCUCAGUGGAUAGAGUGUUGGCCUGUG